This is a messenger RNA of Coffea arabica (coffee), 462 nucleotides long. Lineage: Eukaryota; Viridiplantae; Streptophyta; Magnoliopsida; Gentianales; Rubiaceae. The record is from RefSeq and is a predicted model, not a curated record.
AUGACCUUUGAGGACACACUGGAGAACGAUGGAAUUACCAAAGGGAUUAAUGAUAAGAAUAAUAAGGAAGAGGAAGACAUGCAUGAUAGUAAGAAUUCAACUCCUGGCUUUAUAACCACUCAACAGCCCCCAACAUCCACAUUGAACCCUUUUGCCAAGGAGUGGAGUCCUGCAACUGAAGGGCCGUCAUUGGUCGAUCGGUCCUUGUUCAUGACAUUCUCACGGGGUCAUCCACUGUCGAAAUGGGAAAUUGUUAGCUAUUUUGAAAGGAACUAUGGGAAUUGCGUAGAGGAUGUCUUUAUCUACAUGCCAAGAAAUGGACGUGCAGAAUUUGGAAAAAUUACAUUCAAGGUCUCCUCCAUUCCAAGGUUGGUUCUCAAGGACAAGGAGCGUGAAAAGAUCAACAUCGGAGGCAAAAACCAUACGCUUGAGGAAGUACAAGUCUCGUUAAAUUGCUGUUAG